GGUCUGGUGGUUCAGAGUAUUCUUCACGCAGUCUGUUUGUAAAUUGCUGUGGCCUUAGAGACAGCCACACAGGAUCACACCCCUCUUUUUGUCAUUUCCUCGGACCCCUGCUCUCCUGCUCAGUGUGAGCGGCACACAGUGUUCAGUUCUCGUAAAGCGAGAGUGCACAGCGCAUCCCAGCCAGUCCUCCUCCUCGCUCUCUGUUACUCGCAUCAGGAUGGAUCUACACUCCUAGCAGUGCACAAGUCUACUCAGACAGUUUGCAAGUUCGGCUCUCAUUUAGGAGUGAAACAGGGGCUGAAACUAACGUUUCUUCUCCCGCUAACAACAUUUAUUUCACCUCUGCGCUUCAACUUGGCUCUAACAUGAUGACAGCAACCGGGUUACUGUUGCGGCUUUUGAUCCUGCUCUGCUGUAUCUCCUCCGCAGCGGGCAAUAUGUUUGCAUUCACCGAGGAGCCCUCCGAGAGAGCCGGGAAGGGAGACGGGUAUUGUAGUCGGAUAUUACGGGCUCAGAGCAAUCGGAAGGAGGGCAACAAUGAGUUUCGCCUCCGCGUUGAAGGAGACCCGGAGAGCUAUCAGCCAGGGAGCACAUACAGAGUGACUCUGAUGGCAUCCACCCCCUCUUACUUUAGAGGCUUCACCCUUAUUGCCCUAAGAGAGGGUACAGACGGAGACAAUGAUGCUGACUACAUUGGAAAUUUCCAGAUAAUUGAUGAGGAGGAAACUCAGUUCAUGACCAACUGCCCCCCUGCUGUGACAGAGAGCACUCCUCGCAGACGCACCAGCAUCCAGGUGUUUUGGACUGCGCCCCCCAGUGGCUCUGGCUGUCUCGCCAUUAAGGCGAGUAUUGUGCAGAAGAGGAUAAUCUAUUUCCAGGAUGAAGGCUCACUCACGAAGCGAAUGUGUGAGAAAGAAUCCCUGUAUGGAGACGUUACAGAGAAACCUCUGCUCAACUGUUGUGCUUGCGGAACAGCAAAGUACAGAGUCACCUUCUUUGGGAACUGGUCAGAAAAGAGUCAUCCAAAAGACUACCCACGUCGUGCCAAUCACUGGUCAGCCCUCAUCGGUGCCUCCCACUCUAAGAAUUAUGUGCUGUGGGAAUACGGUGGCUUUUCUAGUGAUGGAGUUAAACAGGUUGCUGAGCUGGGAUCCCCCGUCAAAAUGGAGGAGGAGAUCAGACAAAAGGGUGAUGAUGUCCUGACAGUCAUCAAAAUGAAAGCACAGUGGCCGGCCUGGCAACCACUCAAUGUGCGGGCCGCCCCCUCAGCAGAGUUCUCUGUGGACCGGAGCCGUCACCUCAUGUCCUUCCUGACCAUGUUGGGGCCCAGUCCAGACUGGAACGUGGGUUUGUCAGCAGAGGAUUUGUGUACCAAGGAGUGUGGCUGGGUCCAAAGGGUGGUGCAGGACAUGAUUCCCUGGGAUGCAGGCACUGACAGCGGGGUGACUUAUGAGUCUCCCAACAAACCCAUUGAUAACAAGGAUAAGAUCCGUCCCCUGACCAGUCUGGAUCAUCCACAGAGCCCUUUCUAUGACCCUGAAGGGGGCGCCAUCACGCCUGUGGCCAGGGUCAUAGUGGAACGCAUUGCCAGAAAGGGAGAACAGUGCAACAUUGUGCCAGACAAUGUGGAUGACAUUGUAGCAGAUAUUGCCCAGGAGGAGAAAGAGGAAGACGACACACCUGAGACGUGUAUCUACUCCAACUGGUCUCCAUGGUCCGCCUGCAGCUCGGCCACUUGUGAAAAGGGAAAGCGGAUGAGGCAGAGGAUGCUAAAGGCCCAGUUGGACCUCAGUGUGCCUUGCCCACACACACAGGACUUUGAGCCCUGUAUGGGGCCCGGCUGCAGCGAUGAGGAGGCCUCCACCUGUCUGUUGUCGGAGUGGAUCAGCUGGUCUCCCUGUAGUUUGUCCUGCGGCAUGGGCACACGUUCCCGGGAGCGUUAUGUGAAGUACCCUGAUGAUGGCUCAGGCUGCUCCCUGCCCACAGAGGAGACAGACAACUGCGUGGUCAAUGAGGAAUGCUCUCCCAGCAGUUGUCUGGUUACAGAGUGGGGGGAGUGGGAUGUCUGCAGUGCCACUUGUGGUCUUGGCAUGAGGAGGAGAGAGCGCAUGGUGAAGACGCCUCCUGCAGAUGGCUCCAUUUGUGGGGCAGAGGUGCUAGAAGUUGAGAAGUGCAUGAUGCCAGAAUGUCAUACGAUCCCCUGCAUGCUGACUCCAUGGUCUGACUGGAGUGACUGCAGUGUGACUUGUGGGAAGGGUGAGAGGACCCGACAGCGCAUGCUUAAGUCUCCCGUAGAGCUGGGAGAGUGCACAGAAGAUUUAGAGCAGGUGGAAAAGUGCAUGCUGCCAGAGUGCCCCAUAGACUGUGUCAUGACAGAGUGGACUGAGUGGUCAGAGUGCAAUAAGUCCUGUGGUAAGGGUCAUACGAUCCGAACCCGCAUGGUGAAGCUGGAGCCUCAGUUUGGAGGAGACGCGUGUGCUGAAACCAUCCAGAGGAAGAAGUGCAAGAUCAGAAAGUGCACUCGAGGACAGGCCAACAGUGACGAGAAGAAACGCCGCAAAGAACAGCGUGAAAAGAGAAGGAGCACACAGGGCAAAGCUGAGGUCUCCACCGAGCACCCGGGUUGUAAAAUGAGGCCAUGGUCAGCUUGGACAGAUUGCACCAAGCUGUGUGGUGGAGGUAUUCAAGAACGACUCAUGACUGUAAAGCAGAGGUUUAAGACGGCCCAGCUGUCCAGCUGCAAGGACAGGAAGGAGAUCAGGGCCUGUAAUGUGCACCCCUGCUAGGGAGGAGAAGGGGAUCAGGGGUGUUGUGUAAGGGAGGGAGGGAGGACAGUGGGGCUGGAAACAGGACAGGGCAUGGCACACUGUUGCACAAUGAUCCAAUGCACUCUGUUAGGGCUGGAACGACACAUGCUUGAAUCAGUCUCGAUUAAAUCCAGAGCUCAGGUCGGUGAGACUAAACAAAGCUAAUCUCGCUGGAAAACUCUGGAUUCAAACCAGGCUGAUUCUUCUGUGCCUUCAAACUAGCUCUUAUAUACAUAAGACUCUUUUGCAAGAUUACUGUAAACUUGUUGUGGUACAAUGUGUCUUGAAAAAUAUAAUUAUGAAAUAUAAAUUGGUUUAAUAAUAAGAUAAAGAACUGUUAUAUCUUGUGGAUCCCUUAAGUAGUACAGUAUAUUCCAGAGGUUAAACCUUCAAAGCACAGGUGCCCAGCCAUUUCAGUGUUUUAUACGCAGUCAAUUGUUCAGUUGUUUCUAGGACACAAAAUGCCCAGUUGGCUUUUUACCCAGCUAUAUUGUUGUACAUGUAGAUGCACCACGGUUGAGAUAUAUAUAUAUAUGAUUUUGAGCAUCGUUAGAAGAGUUUGUUAUUUUUUUGCUGUGGAAUUUUUUGAUAAGAAUGUGUCCCAAGGUUCUUACCAAAGUCUUGCGUAGAUGUUUUCUGGAUGUAUUAUCCUCCUUUUCUUUAUCUCUGUUCCUCUAACAUAUUAAUAUUUUGGAAUAAUAUCAUCUUUACAAUAAAAGUAAAUGUGACAACUUG
Messenger RNA from Eleginops maclovinus (Patagonian blennie), 3542 nucleotides. It is a transcript of the gene spon1a, whose product is annotated as spondin 1a. Gene Ontology annotation, biological process: cell adhesion. The coding region runs from base 366 to 2786 and encodes 806 amino acids. NCBI's taxonomy places the organism in Eukaryota, Metazoa, Chordata, Actinopteri, Perciformes, Eleginopidae. The transcript is spliced from 16 exons. Gene Ontology annotation, cellular component: extracellular matrix. The record is from RefSeq and is a predicted model, not a curated record.